Messenger RNA from Papaver somniferum (opium poppy), 1353 nucleotides. RefSeq lists its product as uncharacterized. The transcript has 4 exons. Lineage: Eukaryota; Viridiplantae; Streptophyta; Magnoliopsida; Ranunculales; Papaveraceae. Gene Ontology annotation, molecular function: RNA-DNA hybrid ribonuclease activity; nucleic acid binding. The record is from RefSeq and is a predicted model, not a curated record. The coding region runs from base 1 to 1353 and encodes 450 amino acids.
AUGUCACUGUCAAAAUCUUCAAGUCAACUGGAGCAUUUGUUGGAUGUUCAAUUUUCUGUUCAGUUAGAGUGCUUAAUCGUGAAUUGUAAUUUAACGUUAACGUACAUGAGUCAUUUUACAUUAUUUUUUCUUGAACUUUCUUACCGAAAGAAAAGGGGAGAUACAGGCAAGGACAGGUCAACAAACAUUGAUGAGAAAGAGAGCAGUAAGGUUAGGGUGCGUGUCGAGGAUAAUACAAACUCUUCUUGGAUUUGGAAAGGGAUAGAGCAGGGGCUUAAAAUAGUACAACAACAUUAUAGAUGGGUUAUCAAAUGUGGUACUAAAGCUCUAGUUUGGUAUGAUAGGUGGGUAAAUGGCCUCACUGAACCAUCAACCCCAAAGCACAACUUUGUUGAGCCGGCAAGAAUAGUAUAUGUCUCAGAUUUGAUGCUUAAUAACCCUAGAAGGUGGAAUGUGCCUCUUAUUACAGAGCUUUUUGAUUCUCAAAUAGUGCAACUAAUUCUUAACAUAAUUCUUGCACCACCAGCUAAUUAUAUAACCCAUAAUCAUCGGCAAGUGCCUACUUUAGUCUGGAAAAGAUUAUGGAAGGUUAAUGUGUCUCAUAAAGUGAAGCUAUUUAUAUGGAAAUGCUUAAAAGGGAUUGUCCCUACCUUGUUCAAAAUCAUCCAUUACAAGACUGGAAUUGAUACUCUCUGCCCUCAUUGUGGAUCACACACUGAAACUCUAGAACAUCUUCUUUAUGACUGCACUUAUGCUUCAUCUGUCUGGAUGGAUAUGAAUGUUAAUGUUUCUAAUUUACAGACUCAGCACAUCCCAGUAUCCACAUGGAUAAUAAGAUGGUUUACUUCCUUUCAAGCUGCCCAUAAUGAAGAAUACAAUAACUGGUUGCUUAUCUUAAUGAACACUGCCUGGCAGAUUUGGAAAAGUCGUUGUGAUAAGCUCGGAACAAAAUUCCUAACAAGCAAAUCCAGGGGCAAGAGCUGCAAUGGAGGACUAGACCCUGAACAGGCUGAAUGCUUGGCCAUAAAGGAAGCACUGCUUUGGGCCAAGAAUUUUUACUCAGUGCACAUACAGCUAGAAUCGGAUUGUCUAAAUGAAGUGACAACUAUCAAUGAUGCUGGCCCUAAUGUACAUUGGGUGAAUCAGGGCAUUGUAAAUGAAAUAAAGCAUAUGUUAUCUACUAUUGUAGGAGUUUCUUUAAAUUAUGUAACUAGGUCAGGUAACAAUGUAGCGCAUAAAAUAGCAAACAGAGCUAGAAAGCUAAGAGCUUCUUUUGAUAUUUUGUAUAAUAUCCCUGAUGAAAUUGAAGAUGCCAUAAGGGAUGAUGUGUUUAACCUGAAGUUAUGUACUUAA